UAUGGGAAUUCUACAUUUAUCGAGAUUGAUGUGCUUCCUUGGGGUUGUGAAGGAGUGUUGGAAUACACAAAGCAGAACGAUGGCAGUUCUCCCAUCUACAUUAUUGAAAGCGAUAUUUUUCUUUCUUUUUCGAUUUCUUCCAUAAUUAGCCGACCUACCAAUCACUAUUCACCGCUUCAUGACGUGGAAAAAGUUGAAUACCUUCAUGCUUAUAUCGCUGCCAUGCUCAAUUCAUUGAGGAAUGGGUCAGAUACAAGGGGCUACUUCGAAUGGCGGUUUGUGGAUUUGUUCGAAUUUGUCAAUUUGAAUUACACAUAUGGACUAUACUAUUUGAAUUUCAGCAAUCCACAAUGUAAAAAAUCUCCAAAAAACCUCUGCUCUUUGGUAUUCUCCUUUAGUGAAAGGGUCAAA
Messenger RNA from Thlaspi arvense, 411 nucleotides. The record is from the annotation of a GenBank genome assembly. Lineage: Eukaryota; Viridiplantae; Streptophyta; Magnoliopsida; Brassicales; Brassicaceae.